Molecule: messenger RNA, 1980 nt
Organism: Anopheles stephensi (Asian malaria mosquito)
Lineage: Eukaryota; Metazoa; Arthropoda; Insecta; Diptera; Culicidae
Product: leucine-rich repeat and death domain-containing protein 1-like
Exons: 2
Coding region: 714-1769 (351 amino acids)
Molecular function (GO): protein binding
Source: RefSeq, a predicted model, not a curated record
CGUACCUAAGGCUGGCUAUGGGUAAAAUUAAGUCACAGAAAGCCAGAAAUGGCAGGCCGAGACCUCUCGAGGUUGGAGUGCCAAGGAAGUUACCAAGAUGCUGAUCAUUUACAAGGCAUUUUUUGAUAAAUUUUUUACACAAAACAAAUUAAAUCGGGGUUAAAACUCGGGAAACUAGUAUAUAAUCUAAGGAAAUAUAUCCAGAAAGACGGAGCCUUAUCCUGUAAGAGCUAUGCUAUAGGAGAUAUUCACCUUGCAAGAAAGACUCUGGACAUUUUUAGACAAUUCUUGCCGCUGAUUCAUCAGAGGUAAGGGAUAUGUCCAAUAAAGAUGGAACUCAUAAGCACUCAUAUAUACAACGACGGUAAGGUAAGUUCUGAAAAUCAUUUCAAACAGGUUCCAGGAACUAUCUGACCAUGCUUGGGAAGAAAUUCCUUUAUUUUCGUCUAACAUAAAAUACAGGAAGUCGUCAUUUAAUCCAACCCCGUAUGGAUGAAUGGGAAGCGUGGACAGACAGCACAAUAGCAACAAAACAUUAAAAUAGCGUGUAGCUCAUUAAAAUCACGUUAAACCAGGUUGUGCGUACAACAACCCUACGCAUCUAGCGCUUGAUGAAGAGUAUGCUUUCAUGAAGCACAUUAGUCUGAGCAUAGCUGUGCGAGCAACAGCAUGAAGGUAAAGUACAUUUGGGUCCUACUAAAAAGCCACCACCAAUGAUGACUUGUAUUAAUCGCGUAUGCACGACAUUGCUCCCAUUAAUCCUCCUCUGUCACCCGUCCGAUGCGAUGAAGUUCUACUGCAACAAUGUAAGCUGUAUGCUGGAAAAUCUCGAUCUCGACGAAGCGUACACGUUCGCGUUUGCGUAUUCCAUCAACACAACCUUCCAGCUGACGGCCAUGUACGUGAAGGGCGACAUCUUCGACCUUACCACACUGCCCAACCUAUCGAACUUGCGCGUGUUCGUGCUGGAUCAUUCGCAGCUCAACUCGGUGAUAGUGAAAUUUACGGCCGAAAAGUCUUCCCUGUCCAUCACAAACACACCGCUCAAAACGAUCGUCCUGCACGAGAGCCGCCAUCUGGAGGAGGCGCGCAUCGACAAGUCACUGCUGGAAGCCAUUCCGGAAACGUUUUUCACACAGGCGUCGCUGGAAACGUUGUUCAUCACAAACUCGCUGCUUGCGGUUAUCGAUUUCAAUCCGUUCGAGACACUGCCCAAUCUGCGGCACGUGGACUUCAGCUGCAACAGGAUCCAUGUGCUUCACCUUCCACCCACCAGUACGUGCUGUCGUCGGCUGAUCUCGCUCGAUCUGACACAAAAUCGACUGACGCACUUCAACUUUGGGCUGCUUGCGCACAUGAACUGUCUGGAGGUGCUUGCGCUCAGAAGGAAUCGCAUUGCGAGCGUAGCCAUCGUCGAACCGAUCGAUCCGAAGCCACCGAACCUGACACAGUUCUGUACUACGGUCGUGCGGAUUCAUGCCUACACGCAACCGCAUCCCGACUCGACGUCGCACAGCCGUUACGCGAGUUUGACCACGAUCGAUCUGGACAGCAAUCGUAUGCGGGAAGCGAAUCUUUCCAUGUUCUGUGCUAUGCCGAACCUAAUGGAGCUGAUGCUUAGCAGAAAUCUGCUGACCAGUGUGACGGUAACCGAUGGUCAGCUGCCGGCGCGAUUGGAGGCACUCGAGUUAAGCUUUAACCGGCUGGCAACCGCCGACCUGAGGCCACUUUACGCAGUGAAAAUGGUCAAUGUUGGUGCGAACCAGUGAAAACCAGUCGCUGAAAAGCCUUUUUUGUUUUCCUCAUUUAUUUAAAUACAUUUAAAUCGACACAAACUAUGCCGCGCAUCCUACGGAUGUUUGUUGCCACACACAUUUCACUUCACUUAUCUACUACCGACCGAGCUGUCUGCCUCCCCGGGAGUAAUCCCUCCAGGAAGUGGGGUUGUCCAGCGCAACGAAAGAAAAGAAAAUGAUGAUA